AUGCUGACAUUAGAUCUGGAUGCUGAGAUUAGAGCUGCACAAGAAAGACGUAAGAACCAGCAAUUGAAGUCCCGUCGCUCUGCUACAAACGAUGCUUUAUAUGAUUCGGAUAUAUACGGCACAAAUCCUGAUGCUGAUGCUUAUCUGGAUUCUCUUCCCAUGGGCGACCUUGCCGAUGAUGACGUUGAUUCAAUGGCUAAUGCAGGACAAAAAAAGCUGUCUUCAUACACUGCACCAAAGGAAGCGUAUGCAGAUGUUCUUGGUGCUGAGUCAGAUACCGUCGAUCCUCUGAUGGCUGGUGUUCAAUCCCGCCGUAUUAUUGAUAGAGAGGACAAGUAUAGAGCACAAAGACUUAAUCGGCAAUUAUCGCCUGAACGAGUAGAUGCAUUUGCUGCUACCUCAAAAACUGCACCUACUUCCAUUGCUGAUACCAGCAAUGGCUCUGGAACUGGAUCUUCUCGCUCUUAUGUUGAAGUCAUGCGUGACAACGAGCUUGAUCGAGAGCGUGAACAGACACUGCGCAAGAUCCAUGAAAAACAAAAGGAAGAGUCCGAGAUGCGCACUCAAUGGGAGGACGAUGAAAAAUCUAAAGAUGCAAUGAGCGGAACCACUGCUGCAUCCGUGUCUUCUCAGCGAUGGGAUGAAACUCCCGUCGCGGCUUCUAAUGACUCGACUGUAGCUGUGCCUCGUAAGCGCAAUCGCUGGGAUGAAACUCCUGUUAAUGCUUCGACAGGUGAAUCAACUACUUCAAACUUUGAUGCGACUCCCACUGCUGAUAAACGAUCUAGAUGGGAUCAAACUCCGGUUAAUUCGACUCAAUUUGGUGCUACUCCUGUUGGAAAUAGUGGUAUGAUGACACCAACUGCCAGUCAGGUGUUUGUACCCAUGACUCCCGAAGCAAUGAAUUCCAUGCGUUGGGAAAAAGAAAUCGAGCAACGCAACAGAUACUUGACAGAUGAGGACAUUGAUGCCAUUUUGCCUACUGAAGGGUAUGUGGUUUUGGAUGUUCCAGUAUCAUAUGUUCCUAUUCGAACUCCCGCUAGAAAACUCAUGGCUACUCCAACCCCCAUGGCAGGAUCUGGAGGUUUUAUGAUGCAGGAAGAAGACAACUCGCUUCGCAAUGAGUUGCCUCCUGAAAUUCCUGGUAUGGUCGGUCUUCAAUUCUUCAAGGCAGAGGAUAUGCAGCAUUUUGCAAAAUUGCUGGACAAAAAGGACGAUUCUGAAUUAUCUAGCGAGGAAGUCAAAGAGCGCCGUAUCAUGCGACUUUUGCUCAAAAUCAAAAAUGGUACUCCACCAAUCCGUAAAGCAUCUCUUCGCCAAAUUACAGACAAGGCUCGCGAGUUUGGUGCAGGUCCUCUGUUUAAUCAAAUUUUACCUCUGCUCAUGUCACCAUCACUUGAAGAUCAAGAGCGCCAUUUGCUUGUCAAAGUUAUUGAUCGUGUGCUAUACAAACUUGAUGAUUUGGUUCGACCCUAUGUGCACAAGAUUCUUGUGGUGAUUGAACCUUUGCUGAUUGACGAAGAUUACUAUGCACGUGUAGAAGGUCGCGAAAUCAUUAGUAACAUGAGCAAGGCUGCUGGUCUUGCUACCAUGAUUGCUACAAUGCGACCCGAUAUCGAUCAUGUGGAUGAAUAUGUUCGUAAUACCACUGCUCGUGCAUUUUCAGUUGUGGCAUCUGCAUUGGGAAUACAUGCUCUUCUUCCCUUUCUCAAAGCCGUCUGUCACUCAAAAAAGUCAUGGCAGGCACGACAUACUGGCACAAAAAUUGUUCAGCAAAUUGCCAUUCUUCUUGGCUGUGCCAUUCUUCCACAUCUGCGCAAUCUGGUAGAAGCUAUUGGUCGUGGGCUGGAAGAUGAACAGCAAAAAGUCAAAACAAUUGCAGCGUUGGCCAUUGCAGCUCUGGCUGAGGCUGCAACUCCAUAUGGUAUUGAAUCUUUUGACUCUGUGAUCCAACCUCUUUGGGAUGGUGUAAAAAAACAUAGAGGAAAGGGUCGCGCAGCGUUCUUGAAGGCCAUUGGAUACAUUAUUCCUCUGAUGGAUGAACGCUAUGCUAACGAGUACACCAAAGGAAUUGUACCAACACUUAUUGCCGAGUUUUCUUCUCCAGAUGAAGAGAUGAAAAAGAUUGUACUCAAGGUUGUCAAGCAAUGUGUUGGAACAGAUGGUGUGGAUCCAGCAUAUAUCAAAACAGAAAUUCUACCAGAAUUUUUCCGAAAUUUCUGGGUACGUCGCAUGGCGCUGGAUCGACGCAAUUACAAGCAGCUGGUGGAAACAACGGUUGAGAUUGCUCAAAAGGUUGGCGUGACUGAAAUUAUUGGACAUAUUGUUGAAGGGCUCAAGGACGAAUCAGAGGCGUAUCGUAAGAUGGUGAUGGAAACUAUUGACAGUGUGGUACAAACUCUUGGCACAGCUGACAUUGACGACCGACUUGAGGAAGUGCUGAUUGAUGGUAUCCUGUAUGCGUUUCAAGAGCAAACUAUGGAGGAUGUCGUCAUGCUGAAUGGGUUUGGCACUGUAGUCAAUUCACUCGGUCUACGUGUAAAGCCAUAUCUUCCCCAGAUCUGUUCUACUGUAUUGUGGAGGCUGAACAACAAGAGCGCCAAAGUGCGACAGCAGGCUGCUGAUUUGAUCUCACGUAUUGCAAUUGUAAUGCGUACUUGUGGAGAGGAGAAAUUGAUGGGCCAGCUUGGUGUUGUUUUGUACGAGUAUUUGGGUGAAGAGUAUCCCGAAGUAUUGGGCUCCAUACUCAAAGCACUCAAAUCCAUUGUUAAUGUGAUUGGUAUGAGCAGCAUGACACCCCCAAUCAAAGAUUUAUUGCCUCGACUGACUCCUAUUCUCAAAAACCGACAUGAAAAGGUGCAGGAAAACUGCAUCGAUCUUGUUGGUCGUAUUGCUGACCGUGGUGCCGAAUUCGUAUCUGCUCGUGAGUGGAUGCGAAUCUGUUUUGAGCUUCUUGAUAUGCUCAAGGCACAUAAAAAGGGUAUUCGCCGAGCUACCGUCAACACAUUUGGAUACAUUGCUAAAGCCAUUGGCCCCCAAGACGUGCUAGCCACCUUGCUUAACAAUCUUAAAGUGCAAGAGCGACAGAAUCGUGUGUGUACCACUGUAGCAAUAGCGAUUGUAGCGGAAACAUGUGCGCCAUUCACGGUCUUACCAGCUUUAAUGAACGAAUAUCGACUGCCAGAGCUCAAUGUGCAAAAUGGUGUUCUUAAAUCCAUGUCGUUCUUGUUUGAAUAUAUUGGCGAGAUGGGCAAAGACUAUAUAUACGCUGUGACACCACUUUUAGAAGACGCAUUGAUGGAUCGCGAUUUGGUGCAUCGCCAAACAGCAUGCGCUACUGUCAAACACAUCAGUCUGGGUGUUGCUGGUCUUGGAUGUGAAGAUGCACUGAUUCAUUUGCUCAAUCUGGUUUGGCCCAAUAUUUUCGAGACUUCACCGCAUGUUAUCAAUGCUGUCAUGGAUGCGAUUGAUGGCUUACGCGUGGCUCUUGGACCAGGCAUUUUACUGCACUACACACUUCAAGGAAUGUUCCACCCAGCACGGCGUGUUCGUGAAAUCUAUUGGAAAAUCUACAAUUCACUGUAUAUUGGCUCACAAGAUGCAUUGAUUCCCAUGUAUCCACGUAUUGAUGACGAUAAGCGAAAUAAGUACGAACGUCGCGAAAUGGACUAUGUACUUUGA
Batrachochytrium dendrobatidis JAM81 is the source of this 3681-nucleotide messenger RNA. RefSeq names its product U2 snRNP complex subunit HSH155. Gene Ontology annotation, biological process: spliceosomal complex assembly. The transcript is spliced from 3 exons. Gene Ontology annotation, cellular component: U2-type prespliceosome; U2 snRNP; U12-type spliceosomal complex. Bases 1 to 3681 code for a protein of 1226 amino acids. Gene Ontology annotation, molecular function: mRNA binding. The record is from RefSeq and is a predicted model, not a curated record. Lineage: Eukaryota; Fungi; Chytridiomycota; Chytridiomycetes; Rhizophydiales.